Messenger RNA from Pseudocercospora fijiensis CIRAD86, 1167 nucleotides. RefSeq lists its product as uncharacterized. The record is from RefSeq and is a predicted model, not a curated record. Gene Ontology annotation, biological process: proteolysis. Gene Ontology annotation, cellular component: fungal-type vacuole. Gene Ontology annotation, molecular function: serine-type carboxypeptidase activity. The coding region runs from base 1 to 1167 and encodes 388 amino acids. NCBI's taxonomy places the organism in Eukaryota, Fungi, Ascomycota, Dothideomycetes, Mycosphaerellales, Mycosphaerellaceae. The transcript has 5 exons.
AUGCUUUUCUACACCGAUCUCAGAAUAUUUUUCCUGCUCCACAUCACUGCUGGAUCGGCUUCACCUCUUUCGCAGCAACCUCUUCUCGGCAGCACCGUCGACCCCUUCCCGGUAUACUGGCAAAACGACACCGUCUGCGCCGCAAACUCUUCGCAUUUCGUAGGAACAGUUCCGGUCGCUCAGAGCAGAGGGCUCUUCUUCUGGUUUGUGGAGAGUCGAGAUGAUCCGAUUGCAAGUCCUACAAUCAUCUGGUUGAAUGGCGGUCCUGGUGCGAGCUCGCUGGUCGGGCUGUUCGAAGAGAUAGGACCAUGCCGAAUGUCGACCCUGAGCGAGACGCUUCCCAAUCCUCACAGCUGGUCAGAAUAUGCCAAUCUGCUGUUCCUAGACCAGCCUUCUGGAACAGGACUCUCGGCUUCCUCGUCUCCUGUAACAACCUUGCAUACGGCCAGUCUCGACUUUUCAACCUUCGUGAAGCGCUUCACGCGACAGUACCCUCAAUACUUCGCCAAAGGCCUCUUCAUCGCCGGCGAGUCCUUUGGUGGAAUUUAUGUGCCGAGGUUCACCUCCGACAUUGUCCAGGAGCAGCUCAGCUUCCGCGAAGGGGCGCUUGAAGUUCCAAUCCAUGGCAUCAUCUUGGUAGACGCCCUGGUCGAUGGCGCUUCCUCGCCCCUCGGUCAUUAUGAGAUGUUCUGCACAGGUGAAGCCGAGUUUCCCGUCCACUUCAACCAGAGUACGUGCGAUGCUAUUGCGAUGGCGAUGCCAGAAGCCGAGCGCUUGCAGCAUUUAUGUCAAAGUACCCAAGAUCCUUACGUGUGCUCGACAAGUCACGAAUUUGGUCUGAACAACAUCUAUCGCUAUUUACAAGAACAAGAGGUGGAUACACGUCGACGGAGUCCUUACGAUCUUCGUCUCCCGUGUGGCGAAGACCGAUUCUGCAUCCCAAAGUCCCCAAUUUCCAUCGAGCAUCAUCUGAAUCGUCCCGAAAUCCAACGUCGGCUCGGACUACGCCAGCCCGUGGAGUAUGUUUCAAUCAACUUCUCGCUAAAUGCUGCGUUUACCGCACAUCCAGAAAACUUGAUCCCGACAACAAGAGAAGUCACAUUUCUUCUUGACGAGGGGGAACUCUCGGUGCUUGUCAUGAAUGGCAAUUUUGACGCUGUCAUGUAA